AGGUAAGAGUUUUAUAGUCCAUUUUACUGGGACUAAAGGCAAUCUGUUCGUGCCCAAAAGAAAUGGCUCCUGCUAUUUCAGGAGCAAAGAGACGUUCUGCUCUCAUUUCUGACAUAUGAGCCAGGAGCAUUCAUCAGGGUGACUGCAGAUAAGCCAGGUGUGUGCUCUGUGCUUCAGCUUUCCCAUUUGUCCAUGCAGAUGAUAAGCCUGACCUCUGUAGAAACCACUGUAAGAGACUGAUGAACAGUGCUGUAGAGAAGCUAAGGUGGUAUUGCUGCUACACAUCACAGCUGGAGGGUGUGCUUGUAAGCCAGGCAUUGUUGACUUUGCUCUGUGUGUUGGCUUCUGAACAAAGGCACUGCUGAAAAGAGCACCCAGGGAAAAAAGAAUUCUCAUGUGAAACCUGUUGCUGCUUAUGACUGUGCUUCAAGGGCUGAGGUAACCUCUGCAAUGUAAAGGGGAAGAUAUCAGCAGAGUGUUCUGGAGAUCCAAGUGUUACUAAUGGGAGCCUUCAAGUGACGACUGAGAAGCUGUGUUGGAAGUUCUGCUCAAAGCUGAACAGUCCCAAUUUUCUUAGAUUUUGCUCACAGCAAAGUGCUCCAUCCCUCUAAUCAUCUUGGUGGUCCCCCACCUUUUGGACUUGCUCCAACGGGUUGAUGUCCUUCCUGUACGGGGUAUUCCAGAGCCGGAUGCAGUAUUUCAGGUGUAGUCUCAAAUAAAAAUAUGUCAAGAAAUUAACUAAAAUUUCUACCAUUUGGGAUGACAUAGGCACAAGAGUAUGUAUGGAGGAGGGAAAUCAUUAGAACCUUGUUCCUGAGUGAAGCAACUGAUGAGUAUUUUCCUUUACCACACGGUGAUCAAAGGAUGCAAAGAGAAGGUGCCAUCAUGUGAAUGUGAAACACCUAAAUGAGAAACAGGACACAUGGGAAGGCUGAGCUGAAACUGCUUGUGCACACAAUGACAGACUGAUUUGCUACUGGAGACGAGAUUCUGGAAACCUUGUUUUUCCAGAGACUUCUGAGUGAGAGGAGAGGAGCCCGAGGAAGCACACAAAAGAGCGAUGGGAAUUGAGGGCCAUGGUUACCUGAGAUAAAUGGCAGAUCUCUGGGAGUCUCGCCUUGUAGCUGUUUGCUUUAGCUUUUUCUCUCUCUGCAGCUGCACUUUCUUUUUUGUGAGCUGCUGCUGGGCACUGCCACGGCGCCACUGGAGAUUGCAAGCGCGACGUGGGCCCGGCGCGUGAGGAGGGGUGAGCCGCCCGCCUCACCAUGAUUCAGCUGUGGAAAGUGGUGCGGCACGUGCGACAGCUGGAGCUCCACAGAUUGAUCCUGCUGCUCAUUGCCUUCAGCCUGAUCUCCAUGUGCAUCCUGGCUUAUUACGUCACUAACAGUCCCAAAAUCAAGGAGCCGCCCCCCCUGCCCUUCAGUGACUGCAGCAGCCAGCACCGCAUCUUGAUCCCGCCGCAAGCCAGCUGGAGGCUCACGAAGUCCGUGGACACCUCGCGCACAGAUCCUGUGGUGCUCGUCUUUGUGGAAAGCAUUUACUCCCAGCUUGGGCAGGAAAUUGUGGCCAUCCUGGAAUCCAGCCGGUUCAAAUACAGGACAGAGAUCGCCCCUGGCAAAGGGGAUAUGCCCACCCUGACAGACAAAGAUAGAGGACGCUAUGCUCUAAUUAUCUAUGAGAACAUCCUUAAAUAUGUGAAUCUAGAUGCUUGGAACCGAGAGCUGCUAGACAAAUACUGUGUAGAGUAUGGAGUGGGAAUUAUAGGCUUUUUCAAAGCCAAUGAGAACAGCCUGCUCAGCGCACAGCUCAAGGGUUUCCCCCUUUUCCUACAUUCCAACUUGGGGCUGCGGGACUAUCACAUCAAUCCUAGUGCUCCCCUGCUCUAUGUCACCCGGGCUAAUGAGGUGGAGCAGGGUCCUCUGCCUGGUGAUGACUGGACUGUGUUUCAGUCAAACCACAGCACCUAUGAGCCAGUGCUGUUGGCCAGCACGAAAUCCUCGGAGUCCAUUCCUCACCUGGCCACUCACAAAGCAUUGCAUGCCACAGUGAUGCAGGACCUGGGUCUGCAUGAUGGGAUCCAGCGGGUUCUCUUCGGCAAUAACCUCAAUUUUUGGCUGCACAAACUCAUUUUUGUGGAUGCCAUUGCCUACUUGACUGGCAAACGCCUCUGUCUGACGCUUGAUCGCUAUAUCCUUGUUGACAUCGAUGAUAUAUUUGUGGGAAAAGAGGGCACUCGCAUGAAAGUGUCUGAUGUAGAGGCUUUACUGAGUACUCAGAGUAAGCUGAGAACUUUAGUCCCAAAUUUCACCUUCAACCUGGGCUUCUCAGGGAAAUUCUACCACACAGGUACAGAUGAGGAAGAUGAAGGGGACGACAUGCUGCUCAAGCACAGGAAAGAGUUCUGGUGGUUCCCUCACAUGUGGAGUCACAUGCAGCCUCAUCUUUUCCACAAUGUCACUGUGUUGGCUGAGCAGAUGAAGCUGAACAAGCAGUUUGCUGUGGAGCAUGGGAUUCCCACAGACUUGGGCUAUGCUGUAGCCCCCCAUCACUCUGGAGUUUAUCCUGUCCACACACAGCUCUAUGAGGCAUGGAAAUCUGUUUGGAGCAUCCAAGUAACAAGCACAGAGGAAUACCCACACCUACGGCCUGCCCGGUACCGGCGUGGAUUCAUCCAUAAUGGAAUCAUGGUUCUGCCUCGACAGACCUGUGGUCUUUUUACUCACACUAUCUUCUAUAAUGAAUAUCCUGGUGGCUCAAAGGAGUUGGACAAGAGCAUUCGUGGUGGUGAACUCUUCCUGACAGUGCUUCUGAACCCAAUCAGCAUCUUCAUGACGCACCUAUCCAACUACGGGAAUGACCGUCUGGGACUGUACACUUUUGAGAGCCUGGUCAAGUUUGUGCAGUGCUGGACCAACCUUCGCCUGCAAACAUUGCCUCCAGUCCAACUUGCAAAAAAGUACUUUGAAAUCUUCCCACAGGAGAAGAAUCCCUUGUGGCAGAAUCCCUGUGAUGAUAAAAGGCACAAGGAUAUCUGGUCGAAAGAGAAAACAUGUGAUCGACUCCCCAAGUUCCUCAUCGUGGGACCUCAGAAAACUGGCACAACAGCUGUGCACUUCUUCUUGACCAUGCAUCCAGCUGUCACCAGUAACUUCCCAAGUCCAUCCACCUUUGAGGAGAUCCAGUUUUUUAAUGGCCCCAACUAUCACAAAGGAAUUGAUUGGUACAUGGAAUUCUUUCCCAUUCCUUCCAAUGCCAGCACAGACUUCAUGUUUGAGAAGAGUGCCAAUUACUUUGACACAGAGGUGGUACCAAAACGUGGUGCAGCCCUGCUGCCUCGAGCCAAAAUCAUUACUGUUCUGAUCAACCCUGCUGACCGAGCCUAUUCAUGGUAUCAGCACCAGCGUGCUCACAACGACCCUGUGGCGCUCAAUUACACCUUCUACCAAGUGAUCUCUGCGAAGUCCCAGGCCCCGCAGGAGCUGCGCAACCUGCAGAGCCGAUGCCUGUUCCCCGGCUGGUAUUCCACUCACCUGGAGCGCUGGCUGACGUACUAUCCCUCUGGGCAGCUUCUCAUUGUGGAUGGUCAGGAGCUGAGACACAACCCUGCCUCUGUAAUGGACAACAUCCAGAAGUUCUUGGGAGUUACGCCACUCUUCAACUACACCCAGGCCCUCAGAUUUGAUGAAGCAAAAGGAUUUUGGUGCCAGCUGCUAGAUGGAGGAAAGACUAAAUGCCUAGGAAAGAGUAAAGGAAGGAAAUAUCCUGAUAUGGAUUCCUUGUCACGACUCUUUCUAAGAGACUUCUACCGGGAGCACAACAUUGAAUUAUCCAAGCUGAUGAACAGGCUGGGGCAGCCCCUUCCAACCUGGCUCCGAGAGGAACUGCAAAACUCCAGCUGGAGCUGAGAGGGACUCCCCGGCCCCCAGUGCCAUUGGGAUGUGUGGUGCUCCAACCUGUGCUAUGAUGCCAUCUCCUGUCAAGCCAAAACAACUGGACAAAGGAGCAGAGAAUGUGCAUGUGGAGUCUUGCCCCACCCUUGGAAAGGGCUGCUGCCCUGACACUGCCUUGGGGCAUAGAGUGCAGGUCACAUUCUUGAGUAUUAAUGGUGUGCUACUACAAUUCAACUUUUACUUACAGGAAGGAUUUGAAAUGCCUGCCCUACUUAGAGCAGGGGAGGGAGCAGAGUUAAGACUUUGUGUAUUUUUAAAUUACUUUUCUCAGUCUAUGAAACAGGCACGAGCUGGAGUUAAUCUGUUACUCCUCUGAGCCCAGAAGUAAAGGCUGAAGAAGGGAGACAAUUGAGCCCACUGCUGAGAAAAGAGCAGCAGCCUAAUAAAAGGGGAAUCUAGUGCAGUGAAGCCCAGCUUUUAUCCAUAGUCUGUUUGGCACCGUGAGGUCCAAGAACGCCUUGUUCCUGCCCAUGCUCACUGCUUACAGUGCCACUGCGUGGGGAUGGUGGGGACUGCGGGGACAGGGAGGGACAGGUAACCUUGUUUCUCCUUAUCUGCCGUGCCUGGGGUGUGAUACAGUGUCUGGUGACUCUGGUCAAUGAAGUGCUUUGUAAUCUUAGAGAAAAGGUUUGCCACAUGUGGCAAAGUUGCAAGUAUUUCUCUGCAGGGACUAAAGACAUUUCAAAAGAUAACCAAGGAGCAGUAAUGUCCCUGUAGAGCACUUGGGAAGUGUGCGUAAGUGCAGCACAGCAGUGGGGGGGAGGCAAAGCUCAGGUAUUGUAAAAUAAGGCUGAUGUUACAGCUGAAAGCAGGCAAUUCAGUUCCCCAUGUCUGAUCAGCUUAAAAAAAAUCCAGCAGUUCCAGCGCCCCUACCACACAGUCCAGUUGCUAGCAUUGUUUUCAUCUUCUUGCACACCAACAGUCCAAGGAGAAAAUGAAAAAAAAACCAGUUAAAAGUAAGUAUUGUUAAGGGACGGCUUUGCACCAGAAGUGGAUUUCUAUGCCUAAAAGGGGUUUCUGCAUAUGGUAAAGUAAGUACACUAAGGUACUUUGUCUCCUCCUGCAGUUACUGGAUAAUUAUUCUCAGAGAAAAUCCUCCAUCUUGGUUGUAUAUAUUUUCUUUGACCCCUCCUUCCCAGGCACAGGUGGUCCUUGGAGAGUGCUGCAGAGGGGCAGGAUCCACAUGAAGUUAUGGAAACUUCCACAACUGUCACAAGCCACUUCUCUGUCAACCAGAAAAGUUGCUUCAACUGAGCUUUUCCAUUGAGCCUUAGGUAUUGUGUAUUUCAGAAUGAAUGGUGCAUUUACCAUUGUAUGUAAAUGUAUAUAGUAUGCAAUAUAGUAUUUUAUUUCAUGUGCCCUUGGAAAGGGUUAUUUUGUGCAGCCAAAAAACGGAUGGAAAGACUAGAAACCCCUUUCCCUGUUAAGAGAGAAAAGCCUAACUUCCUGCACUUGAUUCAUGUAUAGCAUCAUUCACAUUGAAUGAUAAUGAAGAAAUUCUUGGCUCUCGAAGCUGAGCACAUGUGUCUCAAUAAAGGCUAGAAGUAGUAGUAAGUGGAGAUUCAAUAAAUGUACUACUUAUUUUU
Molecule: messenger RNA, 5536 nt
Organism: Passer domesticus (house sparrow)
Lineage: Eukaryota; Metazoa; Chordata; Aves; Passeriformes; Passeridae
Gene: NDST2
Product: N-deacetylase and N-sulfotransferase 2
Exons: 22
Coding region: 1266-3905 (879 amino acids)
Cellular component (GO): Golgi apparatus
Molecular function (GO): heparan sulfate N-sulfotransferase activity; deacetylase activity
Source: RefSeq, a predicted model, not a curated record